This is a messenger RNA of Parnassius mnemosyne (clouded apollo), 1014 nucleotides long. The record is from the annotation of a GenBank genome assembly. Lineage: Eukaryota; Metazoa; Arthropoda; Insecta; Lepidoptera; Papilionidae.
AUGUUAAAGAGUGCUUCCAAAGUGACUAUUAAUACUGGAAAUGUCCUUAACUUGAUCGACAUUAAGAAAAAGGCUGGACAAAAUGUUACUGAAGAGCUAUCUGAAAGCAUAAAGCUGACGUUAUCCGAAUGGGGAACGCAGAACGGUGCGCCUAUUCAAAAUGGUACUAUCAAUGAUGAUAACCAUCCCAGAACAUCUCACAACAACUCUAACUACAUGGUAGUAUCAACAUCAACUGCUCCAAGGGAGGCUGUACUGAACAUAACCAGACCGCAUGAUGACGUACAGAACAAAAUGGCGGAAGAGGAGCGAAAGAAUUUAAAGAUUGGCGUUAAGAUUUUCAUCAACGAAGACAGUACUAUAGCUUUGAAGGAAUGCUUGGAAAAUGUAUUCACAGCGUUACGCACCGAGUUCAUAGAGAACGUUAUACUGGCAUACAAUCCAGACAUAUUGUAUAAAGAAGAACCGCGGGACGAUACGAAUACCAGCCUUAGAAACACAUUCCCCAAAGUCUCGCCAAUAUCUCUCGGCAGUAAUGUUGGUCGGUUACCCAGUACAGAAAUGGAAGCGGACAGCGAGGCGGACGCGAGAAAAUGCGAAGCUAUACUUCCCGGUAUCAAAGUGUUGUGGGCCGUCCUAGAAGAUUACGUUAAAGAAGGUCGUGUGCAACAACUAGGCGUGGCUGAUGUGGGCGGCGGUUGCCUUAGGAAGCUGCACGGGUGGGCGCGCGUGAAGCCCACUAUUGCCCAGAUCAAUCUCGCCUCGUGCUGCGUGGUGCCGCCAUCUUUGCACGCGUUCUGUCGUGCGAACGACGUGCAACUGUUGACACACGCUGAUCCACCCGAUCUACUUUCUCUAGCAGCGGUGAAGACCCUAUCGGACGCGGGAGUCGGUUGCAACAAUCUGGACUGGUGCGCGAGGUACCAGGUUCAUAUCAAGUGUAGAGGAGUACUGGCGCUCAAGGGAUACGUCUGUAAAGCAACACUCGGCAAUGGUAUUGAAAGUAAAAAGUAG